AUGGCGACGGAGGGCUUGCCGCCUGCAGCUCUCGUGACGGCGCUCGGCUCCGCUAAGGUGCGUUUGCAGCUCUCUGCGGCCCGGCUGGACGCCGUCGCGGCGGACGAGGACGAGAUCAGGGUCACGCAGCAGGAGAUGCCUCACCUGACUGGCGGCGUGGUCUGGGAGGCGGCGAGGCUGCUCGAGGCCGAGCUGCGAGGCAUGGACAUCGACUGGCCGCGGGCGCGCGUGCUCGAGCUCGGCUCUGGGACCGGCUGGCUGGCCCUGCAGCUCGCACGGCGCGGCGCCGCCGUCACCGCGACCGACCGGCGCGGCAUGCUCGAUCUGCUCCGUCGCAAUGUGCUGCGCAACCAGAAGCGGUUCCCGUGCACGGAGGAGGAGGCGCGGCGCGGGCGGUGGACCGCGCUCGACGUCGAGGUGGUCGAGCUCGACUGGGAGGAGGAGGGCGAGUGGGACCUGAUCGUCGGUUGCGAGGUGCUCUACCUCCGCGAGUUUUACGAGGCGCUCGUGUCUGUCCUGGAGCGGCACUCACGCCCGUCCACGCGUGUGCUCAUCUGCUGGCAGGAGCGGACGCAAGAAGGCCGCCACCGGCAGCCAGAGUUCCUCGAGCUCGCUGCCGCCGCCGGCCUCUCGCACGAGCGCCACACCACCCUCCGCACCGGCGCCGGCGCCGCGGUGCACGUGCUGCAGCUGCGGCGCCAGACCGCAGUCCCGACUCUGCCCGCCACGCUGCUGCCAGCCAGCCCGCCCUCGCCGCCGCCCUCGCCGCCGCCCUCGCCGCCGCCCUCGCCGCCGCCCUCGCCGCCUCCGAUGCCGCCGCCGCCGCCGCCGCUCCUGGCCUUGGGCGGCGCGGACAGCGACAGCGACGAUCCGGAGGGGGGGCGGCCACCGGCGGUGUCGCUGGGUUGCGGGGGAAGCCCCGCGGGCACCUUUAGCGUGCACGACUUUCGACUCAACGCGCGCGGAGGAGACUUCAGGCUGAGCGAGCCCGCUGCUGCCGAGGGCGCGGGCGCGGCCGGCGCGGCGUCGGCCGGCGCGGCGUCGGGCGGCGUCGAGAUCGAGAGCGUGGCCGACAUCGAGACGCUCGACGAGCUCGGCCAUGGCGCUAGCGGCGCCGUCUGCCGCGCGCAGCACCGCGGUGGCAAGGACAGCGCGCCACAGGGCGACCUCCCCACCGAGGUGACUGUCUUCGAGCCUGCCAAGCGGCUGCAGGCGGUCUCGGAGCUGCGAAUCAUGCGCAAGCACCGCUGCCCGUGGCUGGUCGCCUUGUACAACGCCUUCUACGAGGAGGCGCGCGUGUACGCGGCGGUGGAGCUCAUGGACGCCGAGAAGGCGCGCGUGUACGCGGCGAUGGAGCUCAUGGAUGCCGGCUCGCUCGCCGAGCUGGUCGAGCAGCACCGCGAGGCGGGCGGACUUCGCGACGAGGCGGAGCUGCGGCGCGUGGCUGAGCAGAUGCUGCGCGGGCUCGCCUACGUUGGCGCAUUCUACCAGCUGCUCGGCCAGAUUGCGGACGAGCCCGCGCCGACGCUGCCCGCCGGGCACUUCUCCGCCUCGCUGCGGGACCUGCUCCGCCGCUGCCUCGACAAGGACCCGACGCGGCGCCCGACGGCGCAGGAGCUGCUGAGCGACGCGUGGCUGGCGAGCGGGAGCCACUCCCAUGCAUGA
Emiliania huxleyi CCMP1516 is the source of this 1665-nucleotide messenger RNA. RefSeq lists its product as hypothetical. The coding region runs from base 1 to 1665 and encodes 554 amino acids. The record is from RefSeq and is a predicted model, not a curated record. Gene Ontology annotation, biological process: protein phosphorylation; MAPK cascade. Gene Ontology annotation, molecular function: ATP binding; MAP kinase kinase activity. NCBI's taxonomy places the organism in Eukaryota, Haptophyta, Isochrysidales, Noelaerhabdaceae. The transcript has 8 exons.